AUGGGAUUCUCUUUCUAUAGUGUAAUUGAAGCAGCUCUACUGUGCAUUAAUGCAGUAGCGAUUCUGAAUGAACAGAGACUUCUGUCCAGAUUCGGUGAAAGUGGAAAUCAAUACACGACUGGUUACGCUGAUGAAUUUCAUCAGACCGGAGGAGCGAAACAACAAUUACUUACUUUAAUUCGAUCUGUUCGAACAGUGAUGCGAGUUCCAUUAAUUGCUUUUAAUAUUGUAACGAUUCUGUUUCUUGUUUUAUUCGGUUAA
Messenger RNA from Adineta ricciae, 261 nucleotides. The record is from the annotation of a GenBank genome assembly. NCBI's taxonomy places the organism in Eukaryota, Metazoa, Rotifera, Eurotatoria, Adinetida, Adinetidae.